AUGUCUCAACAUCCAAGUACCACUACUCGCAAGCUCUUUCCAUCCUCCUCUGACUCAUCUAUCCCAUUGAUAAACUAUUACAAUUUCUCUUCCAACUUGUCCGAUAUUAAAAAAUCAACCAUUUUCGGACUAAUUAUCGGAGAUUGUUUGGGAUCCACAAGUGAAUUCAAACAUCCAAAUCAAGUUCAAAAUUUAAUUAAGAGUGAAAAAGCUGGAUGGCCAUUUGAAUUGUGUGCUAAUUUAACUUGGAAGAAGGGUGAAUCAACAGAUGAUAGUGAUAUGGCCUUGGCAAUUUUACAAAGUUUUCACGAGUGUAAUUCUCAAUUCAAUCCAGAACAUGUUUGUGAUAAAUUUUUAGAAUGGCUCAAUAAGGAACCAAAGGAUGUUGGUUUUACAACAAGAAAAUCACUUUUAUAUGCUAAAAGAGCUCAUUCACAAAGUAAGGAAAAUUAUUGGAGUUGUGGAUCUUUGGAAUUGUUUAAUGAAAAUCAAUCUCCACCUUCAAAUGGAGCUCUCAUGAGAAAUGGAGUUAUUCCAUUAUUGAGUAGUGACAUUUCACAGAUAUUGGAAUGGACUAUAUUACAUUCUAUUAUUACUCAUUAUACAUUUGAGGCAAUUCUUCCAUGUAUUGUUCAUUCAAUUGUAAUUCAUAGAGCUUUGGAAUCGUAUAGAAAUCAAAAACCAUUAGAAAUUAUUACUACUGAAACUGUUACUAAUAUUUUAUGUGGAAAGACAGGUGAAUGGUUCAAUUUUAAACAAUUAUGUAAUGAAAAGAAGGUUCAUCCUAUAAUUUUGGAAUGGAUUAAGAAUAAUGGUGGAAAGAAGGCAUUAGAAAUGGAAGAAAAGAAAGUUUUAGGAAACUUGAAAGAGUUCGAAACAUUUAAUCCAUACAAUUUCAAUUACAAGAAUAUUUCAGGAUGGAGUGUUUUGAGUUUAAAGAUUGCUUUAUGGUGUCUUUAUCACUCUGCUAAAGUUGAUUCGGUAAACUUUGAUAGAAAAGUUGAAUGUCCUCCUCAAUUACCUUCAUGGGUAUUUGAGGAUCAACCAAGAGGUUUCGAAUCUGUCAUAUUUUCAGUAUUAACUGGAGCAGAUGCUGAUACAUAUGGAGCUAUUACUGGAUGUAUAAUGGGAGUUUACUAUCCAGAAUUGAUUCCAUGUGAAAUGGUUGACCAAUUACUUUCAAAGCAUUUAGUUGAUCAAUAUUUUCCAUCAAUUCCUCAACAAUAA
This is a messenger RNA of Naegleria gruberi, 1227 nucleotides long. RefSeq lists its product as uncharacterized. The record is from RefSeq and is a predicted model, not a curated record. Lineage: Eukaryota; Heterolobosea; Eutetramitea; Acrasida; Naegleriidae. The coding region runs from base 1 to 1227 and encodes 408 amino acids. The transcript has 2 exons.